This is a messenger RNA of Carcharodon carcharias (great white shark), 3741 nucleotides long. Its product is annotated as tribbles homolog 2-like. The record is from RefSeq and is a predicted model, not a curated record. Bases 1 to 1194 code for a protein of 397 amino acids. Gene Ontology annotation, cellular component: nucleus. Gene Ontology annotation, molecular function: mitogen-activated protein kinase kinase binding; ATP binding; protein kinase activity. Gene Ontology annotation, biological process: protein phosphorylation; positive regulation of proteasomal ubiquitin-dependent protein catabolic process; regulation of MAP kinase activity. The transcript is spliced from 4 exons. Lineage: Eukaryota; Metazoa; Chordata; Chondrichthyes; Lamniformes; Lamnidae.
AUGGCCUGGGCACAGAUGCAAAGUGCUGAUACAAUGAGAACCAGGCUCCCAUUUGGAAACCUCGUGGAUCUCGCUUUCUUCUACCCACCCCCCACCACCCCCCCCCCCCCCGAACCCCCCCGCCGCACCGAGCAGCUUUUAAUGAGUUUAAACGUGCAGAGAGCGAGCCCCAUCCCGAUCCCCCGAAGCGGCCGAUGGAGACAGAAACGGGUGGAGGCGGACGAACCUGCUUCCAAGUGCCCGCGGCUGAGCGACUCCCCACCGGACAGCGCUUACUUCCCCUCCCCGGGACCCCCCAGCCCCGCUCAGCGCUGCCAGUGCACCUCGCAGGCGUCGGCGCGGAUCGGGAACUACAUCCUCCUGCAAAACCUGGAGAGGGACACGCUCUUUAGGGCCAUCAGCAGCCACACAGGAGAGGAAUUCGUUUGCAAGGUUUUUGACAUUAAGGGUUACAGGGAUGAAAUCGGACCCUAUCUGCAAAUCCCAGCCCACGAGAACAUCACCGCGAUCGAGGAGAUCAUUCUGGGCGAGCGGAGGUGCUAUGUGUUCCUGGAGAAGGGGCAUGGUGACAUGCACUUGUACAUGCGGAGCUGCAAACGGCUGGGCGAGGAGGAGGCGGCGUAUCACUUCCAACAGAUUGUCUCAGCCGUGGCCCAUUGCCACAACUCAGGCGUCGUCCUUCGUGAUCUCAAACUUAGGAAAUUCGUCUUCGCUGAUGAGCAGAGGACGAGACUGAGGCUCGAGAGCUUGGAGGACGCUCAUAUCCUGAAAGGAAAGGACGAUUCCCUGUCUGAUAAGCAUGGAUGUCCGGCUUACGUGAGCCCGGAGAUACUGAACACGAGUGGAUGUUAUUCCGGGAAGGCAGCCGAUGUCUGGAGCCUUGGUGUCAUGCUCUACACUCUGCUGGUGGGACGUUACCCCUUCCACGAUUCGGACCCCAGUGCCCUGUUCAGCAAGAUCCGCCGAGGCCACUUCUGCAUCCCGGACAGUGUCUCCCCCAAAGCCAAGUGCCUGAUCCGCAGCCUGCUGAGGCGGGACCCCCCGGAGAGACUGGCUGCUAACGAGAUCUUGUUGCAUCCCUGGUUCAGAGCCGCCUGCCAGCAGCCGCAGCCCGAGCAGGACAGCCAGAAUUCAGACCAGACUGUCCCAGAGCUUGAGGGCGACAGGCAGGAAGGCAGCUCCCUUUUCUGUUGACCGGUGGAAGGACUCGAGAAACUUUUUGUAACUCACCGCAGGAAGAAAGGCAGAAAGCCAAACAGCCCAUCCCAAUCCUUUCUCAUUAAGAAGGAACCUUUGUACAUACUUGCACAUGUAAACUUACACCAGUUUGAAACGGGCAUUUAAAUCUUUCAGUUUGGUAGUAUUUUCCACAACAUGAGACCUUGACCCCAACUUAAGACCAGUUCAGAUUACACAGGCAGUAACUCAGUUUGUGUUGGAGUUAUUUGUUAAAUUUCACCAUAUCAUCCACGCCAUCCCUAACUUAUUUAUUCAUUUAAAGGUUUAUUUAAAAGAGAGCAAGUGCAACCACUUUAACUUAUUAUGUUUGUGUAACCUUGAAAUUGUUAUGAAUUUGUUAGUUCCUGUAUAAUCGGUUGUUUUGUUAAAACACUUUCCUCCUGUGUUUAGGUUUAUUUCAGGUAGGUCCUUCUGGCAUGAAAAGCUGGGUAGGUUUCUGCAUGGCCAUUGGGCUUGUGAGUCUGGGCUGGCGAUCGAGGUGAUCUGGCAGCAGCUCUAGGUCAUCCAUGCGCAGUGAGGGAGCUCUCUUAUUGCACACUGGUAGGGCUGAAACUGCUGGAGCAGUUCACAAGUUCAGCACUGAGCCAGUGGUGUACAGCAGCCCUUACCAUUCAACCCCAUGGCUACCCAGUAACAUGGGCCCAACACGUUGCUCAACCAAUGUAAAGAAUAUAACUUGGCAAUAUGACAGGGGUACCCUUUACCUGGAGGAUGCUUUCUAGCUAUGCACUAUACAGCAGCCAUUACUAUAUUGUGUAAACAUAUUUAAUAAAUGGCAGUGAAUAAGUCCAAGGCAGCUACACAAAUAGCCAGGAACCAGAUGACAUUGUAUCGUACUUGAGCUGCACCUUUCGACUCUGUGAUGUCAUCUGGCCCCAUUGGUUAUACAGCUGCCUUGGUUAACUGUUGCAUAAGGCAUACAAGACUAUUAUAACACAGUAAAAGAUUGCAUUAUUUUUCAGUAAAGCACUCUCUUAUCAACCCAUACUAUUGUGGCUAAGAUCAGAAACUUAUUAAAAAACCCCUUUUCAUCAAAUAACACAAACAAUUAAUCUUAUUGCCCAAGAUGACUAACAACGAUUUGGGAAUAAUUGGCAACUGGUAAACCUCAGAGUAGUAUUUACCAAUGGGAAAGAGAAAGGUAGCUUGUGUAACAUAAACAAAGAGGGAAACUAUGGGAUGUGUUCAAGGGCGUAAUGUACUCUCGGGAUUUGGAGUUCUGGGUUAAGAAUGACACAGCCUUGUAACACACUCCCAGUUAUCGGUUAUUAGCUGUGUAAAGGUGGCAUUGUACUAGAAUGUGAAGAUUGGCAAGAGUCAGGUUUAAAAUCCCUGAACUUUAGUAGUUUUUUUCUGAUCUACAAGCCAGACAAAUCCAACUUGCAGGCUUGGAGAUAUAUUAUGGUCAGUGCAGCCACUCUGAGAUAUUGUCAUUCUUACAAAGGGGUAACGUAGGUCUAUAUAUUUUCAUUUAACAGGGAUUAUAUUUUAAUUCUAAAAGUGCAAACAUCACACACAUUAAGCUAAUAUUUGUGGAAACAGCCAAAGUGUUGCAUUGUCCAUUGCUUCCUUCGAUGCUGCUGACCAUUUCAAAAUGUGUUGCAGAUGCCACGAGAACCUGCACUGCUCAUAUUAUUGUAAAUGACUUCCCAAUUUUCCCUGCAGGAAGUUAAAGUAGGACCUUUUAAAUGCAAGUGUGUUAAAAGGCACAUUUGUCAAUACGAUGAUAAGACAAAGAUAUUAAAAAGUGCGCAUUAGAAAGCACUGACGUUACGCACUCGUUACCCAUGACCACUCUAGAACUUUGUCAAACUGUAACCGUACCUUGACUGUAUUUUUCAUUGUUGUGAAACAUCACUAAAGAUAUCCCAACUGUACCUAAAUGUUACACACUUGAUCCUCAGUUGAAAGGUGACCAUUAUUGUUUUUGCUAUGUCUCCUUUAUUGUCUUUGUAGAGUAAUUAUGAAGAUUUUUUUUUUAAAUGUGCAUCCGUUAAAGAGCUCAUGUAUCAGUUUUGCAGCUUUUGAAAUUUGAUCACCAACUGCAGGGGUGAAACCAAAGGUAACAAUGGGAAAAUUAAGCUUGAGUUAGAUGUCGCAUUUUUCAUUAACUACUGUGUAUGUUUUGUUUAUACCUCAUGUACAGUGGACAUGUAAUCUGUGUCUUGUCUUGCAUAUCAUUAGAAAAUAUCUUACUGGUAUUGUGUAAAAGAUCAGUGUAAAUGUGAAUUAUUACAAGCAAUAUUAGUCAGAUGAAAAUCAUGAGGUUUGAGGUUUAAAAGACAGUGAAAUAUUUCUGUUGCACUGAUGUUCUCAUGGUUGUGGAUCUUAUAGUAUCUGUGAUACAAGUUUUAAAAAAAAUAAGACUACUGGGAAAUACAAAUCUUUACUGGCAGCAAUGUCCUGCUGAAGAAUAUCAAACACUAUUUUGAAAAUGUAAAUAUGUGAAUAUGUACAGCUGUAGAUGAACAGCAAUAAAGGCAAAAAUACAUGAACAGAUAA